Molecule: messenger RNA, 531 nt
Organism: Babesia bigemina
Lineage: Eukaryota; Apicomplexa; Aconoidasida; Piroplasmida; Babesiidae
Exons: 6
Coding region: 1-531 (176 amino acids)
Source: RefSeq, a predicted model, not a curated record
AUGUGUACGUUAUUUUUGGGUGAAUGCAAAGCCGAGGUACGUGGCACGGUAUCGGAUCUUGGAGGCACGAAGGGCCACUUUAACUUCAAAGUGACACGCGGGAAUGACGUAGUUGAGUUGGAGAUCACAUCAGAAUCAGAUCUGUUUUUUAACUACAUUCACAGGGUCACACGUGAUGAUUACGAUGUAAUUUGUAAGAGACAACGUCUAACUGCUGAAUUUGCGGAUUAUGCUGACACUCUCAGCCGUAUGAUACUUUCAUGUAUAGAGAGCGAAUCGUUUCUUGCCUUCAUCUUUCUAAAUGGCGGCGAGGGAACCCUUCAGUUUGUUCAAAAUGCUGACUACAAGUUUAUCGAGCUUUUAGAAUGUAAUCUGCAAAGAGCCAACGAAUUCCGUAUUGUCGAGAACAUUACUUAUCGCUAUAAUACGCUCAAGGAACGCCUUAAUCACUUCGGCAAACACCUAGAGGAUGUGAGCACCUAUCUGAAAACGAAGGACCCCGAAUGUACCCGUCAACGUCUGUUUGGAUAA